CUGCGCCUUCAUUAAUAACGGGCAGGAAGGCAGCGGAGGAUUGGAGCACUGACAUUUCCAUUUCGGUCUCUCCUUUCUUCGCGCUGAUGUUACGGUAUUCUGGCUCCGUCUGCCGUCGCCCGUUAUUUGUUAGACGGUGCUGCUCGAUGUGAAAGUCCGGCGGGCAAGGCUGGAGAGUCAGCUGGCAGGACAGUCGGGGACCGGCGGGAAGCUUAUGUUGAAAGGUUAUUGAUCUGAAACGUUGGCGUGGAAUUUGGGAGCGUCGCGUUGUCACUCCUCAACCUGACCACGACUUCAUAAAUCAGCACAAACGCAGAUCUACGUGCAAAUAAUUCCUGAUACAACGUGUCAGGGGCAACAGGCUGUCCCUAUCUUUCUCUAAUCAACCACCUGUCAUCUCCCCCCACCCUCGUGCCCCGAAAUACUAGGGCUUGGUGAAAGUCUCCCAGCUUCCAUCCCCACAUCUCAAAUAAAAGCAGGAAUCCACAAGUUCCAAGAAUGCAGACUUCUGUGGCAGUUCAGUGCCCAAUAUUAAGAGAAUUACCAUUGCAUUUGAGUUUCUGUUAAAACUGCUGUAACAUGCUACCGGAUGCUGUGUCUCUACUCCUGCAUGAAGGCUGACAAUGGUAUAACCAGUGAAAAUGAAAUCCAUGAAGUUUGCAGUUCUGGUGCAAAUGCUGAAGGUAUUCAAGACACUACAUGGGCUGAAGAAAAUAAGCCAGAACCACAAAAGGAACAACAUACCUGUAGCCUAAAGACAUAUGCUCAGAGAUGCUCUGUUUGCAAUCGGACAGAAGCUGGCAUAAACUGUGAACUUAAGGGCUUCAUGACAACUUAUCAACGAAAUUGCACAGGUUCUGACAGCGUAAAGCUUGUUAAAAAUAUUGAUGAAGGAAUUGACAGGUUGCAUUGCAAAAGCCAUAGAAGCCAUGAAGAAGAUAGAAGAAACAAGAAAGCCCAUGAAUCACCCUCUGAUGGCUGCUGCAGCAGCAGUAGUGAGGAAAGUGAGAGGUCUAAUAAUACAGCAGAAACCUUCAAACAGAAAAUCAGGAACAAAGUGAAAGAUGGUGGACGAUUCAGAAAAUGCCAGAAAUCUCCUCCUCAUUUAUCAGAUGUUGAUGGAACCAUACAGGAUUCCGGUGUUCCCAAAGCAUCUUUCCAGGAACAUGGCUAUUUCAAAGAAGCUAAAUUAUUUUGGACUAAAGUAUGUGCUACUGGAAGUGUGGAUCAUUUAUUUGAGGAACUCAGUGAUGUGUUAAACUGCCUGAAACAGAAAAUCACAGAUGGUACAGCAAAUGACCAAGAUUAUUUGAAAGCCUUGAUUUUAGUCCGGAAGGCCGGAAUCCAUGACUCUUCACUUUCAUUUGAUACAUCAGAAAAUGAGGAACAAUUUCAGCAUGACAGUGAAGAGGAGAUAUCAGAAAAGGUCAUGAUUUCUGAAGAAAUGGAAGCACAAUCUACACCAAGCAGUUCCCUGUUUAUGCAAGCAUCUGUAAUUAAAAGUGUGCCUUCCUCAGCUGCCUCCCCACCCUCUACAGAUGGAUUCAUCCAGCCUAACACUCCCAAUCAGUUGACCUUCGAACAGCACCAGUGCAGUGGUUUGUGUAUCGCAAGAGUGACACCUCCGACGCCUGACCAUUUCAAAGGGGAAAAUCCAUUGAGAAUUCCCAUACUUUGUCAGUUUCAAAGGCGACAUGGGAAAUUGCAUUGGGAUACUGAGGUCGUGGAUCCUCCUCAUGUCACUUACAAAGCUCCUUGUGGAAGAGGUUUGCGGAAUUUCAAGGAGGUGCGUGAUUACAUUUUUGAAACCCAGUGUGACUUUCUGGCGUUGGAUUUUUUCUCUUUCAACACUUACGUCCAGCUUUCACGGACAAUUUCUUGCAAGAACCCAGUUAUUUAUGAAAACGACAUAAGCCAUGGUGUAGAACCUGUGCCAAUCCCUCUGUAUAAUGCAAUUGAUGUCUCCAAACCACGGUACUUUAAAUAUAGAAAAAUACGGUUGCCUCACGGAUAUCUUAUUAGCAGGUCAGCAGAGAUGUUUCAACAGAAAUGCAACUGCACCGAUGGCUGCAACGACAAAUCUAGGUGUGCCUGCCAACAACAGACAGCAAAUGUCAACAAAAGAUUUAAAGGGGCAACUGGGUAUGAAUAUAAACGACUUCUCCAAAGUGCACCUUCUGGAUUAUAUGAAUGUAACAGAUGGUGCAAAUGCAAUGAAAGAUUAUGUGAAAACAGAGUUGUACAGCAUGGCCUUAAGACCCGACUGCAGUUAUUUAAAACUAAAAAGAAAGGCUGGGGAGUUCGUUGCAGAGAUGAUAUUGACAAAGGAACCUUUGUGUGUUGUUAUGCGGGGAGAGUACUAAACAUUGUAAAUGCAGUGGAGAACCAGAGAAAUGAUGAAAUUAUUAAUUAUGAUAUUGAUGUGGGACGUAGCAACAUAGUAAAGCCUUCCAGCAAGGUAGAGAAAAACGGAUCACAUUUGGAAUCAGAUGGUGAACUAAUGGAUGCAAUGGAAGACAGAAAGACCCAUAUGAAAGUAGAAGAAGCAACUCCUUUACAUACAACUUCAGCCUUAAGUCAAAAAGGCAGGGAGAAGCCUGAAUGUGAAAAGUCAUAUCUUCAUAGUUCUGAAAAGUCAGCAAAUAAAAGGCCUAAAACAAAGACAGCCCUUCUGCAGGCUCGACGAAGGCGGCUUCUGGAGCAGGGGCAGAUUUCAAUUACGUACAGCAGUUCAGAGGACGACAACAGUGAAUCAUCAGGGCAGCGAUCCAAAAAGAUCCCAAGAACACUUGAGCCAUUUUCACUAAAGCAACACAUUACUCUGUCAGAUAAUCAACUUAUUAACAGUGACAAAGGAGACUCGGACAAUAGAAGCUGUGUCGGUUAUGGAAUAAACUAUUCUAUUUCUUUGGGUGAAAAUAUUUUUGAGAGUCCAGCAUCUAAGACAUCAGAUGAAUGGGAAAAUGAAACAAACAACAAAAAGGCAAAUGUACAAGACAAGUUGAUUCAGAAUAACCAUCACAAAGAACAGGCUUCAGAAUUACAAAGAAUAUGUAAUGUUAAUGAACAAGGGGAUUCCUGUUAUUUAUUGGAUGCUACAAAAGAAGGAAACAUAGGCCGAUUUAUUAAUCAUAGCUGCGAUCCAAACCUUAUGGUACAAAGUGUUUUUGUAGAUACACAUGACAAGAAUUUGCCGUGGGUUGCUUUUUUCACUAACAGGUAUAUCAAAGCAGGAUCAGAGUUGACAUGGGACUACAGAUACUCGACAGGAAGCAUGCCUGACGAAGAAAUUCCAUGUCUUUGUGGAUCUGCCAAUUGCAAAGAAAGUAUAGUGUGAUACUUCACAAUAAAUCACAAUUGAUCUCCCUCUCAAAAUCUGUAGAGGAAAGCUUGAAUGAUGCUUCCAGUUCCUGUCUUAAUUGAGAUUCAUGCUGGUAAAUGCAUGCACAUAAAGAUUGGUUGAGAAUUCCAUGAUUCCUUCCCUCUUCCCACUCCCAAGCUCCAGAAUUACAAUCAAGUAACCUAGUGACAGUCUUCAAAAGGGUUCUUCAUAGACUCUGAGAUAACAAGGUGUA
Molecule: messenger RNA, 3575 nt
Organism: Rhincodon typus (whale shark)
Lineage: Eukaryota; Metazoa; Chordata; Chondrichthyes; Orectolobiformes; Rhincodontidae
Gene: setdb2
Product: SET domain bifurcated histone lysine methyltransferase 2
Exons: 20
Coding region: 590-3337 (915 amino acids)
Biological process (GO): heterochromatin organization; negative regulation of gene expression
Cellular component (GO): nucleus
Molecular function (GO): protein binding; DNA binding; histone H3K9 methyltransferase activity
Source: RefSeq, a predicted model, not a curated record